AUGCGGCUCAUCAACGUCCACGAUCUGAAGCUCUGCGAGUUUUCUGGAGGCGCCAGUGGCACUCCCCAGUAUGCCAUUUUGUCGCACACCUGGGGCUCUGAUGACGAAGAGGUUUCAUUUCACGAUCUAAACAGGGAGAGGAGCGAGCUCACGACCGGCAAGAAGGGGUAUGCCAAGAUCACGGGAUGCUGCCGGCUGGCCGAGGCGGACGGGAUUGACUGGGUCUGGAUUGACACGUGCUGCACCAACAAAUUGAGCAGCACGGAACUGAGCGAGGCGAUCAACUCCAUGUUCCAGUGGUAUGCGCAGAGCGAGGUGUGCUACGCCUUCCUCAGCGACGUCGACGGGGCUGCGGUGAGGGCAGAGCAGCAGAUCGAGAGUGCAGUUCCGGACGUGGCCAAGGUGCUGGGCCGCAGCCGAUGGUUCAAGCGCGGCUGGACGCUGCAGGAGCUGCUGGCGCCAGACGAGGUCGUGUUUGUGGACCGGUGCUGGCGGGAGAUGGGGACGAAGCGGACGCUGUCGGUGGCCCUAGAGUGCCCCCCCUGCUUCUCGAUCAACCCGGCGAUAGACCAGGCAAGAGAGAAGACGACAAACGAGAGCCUGCACGUGCUGCUGCGUAUUCAUGCGCCCUCACUGAUGUGUCUGGACCCGGCACUGAUACGCCACCUGCAGCCUCAGAGCGCACUGCACAUCUUCUGCCACCGUCCGGAAGAGGACGUGGCGGUCAGGAGGAGUGUACAAAAAGGCGACCAUGCUCCGCAUCUGCGCUUUCGCCACGUCCUCCAGGCCGGCUACAUUCCUGUGGCCAUAUAUGACCACGUCCGCACGAUCAGCCCGAUUCUCAUACCGGACCUGGGCCACGGAAGCAGCGACAACGUGGACAGUAUCGGCAAAGGCAACAGUGACGACAUUUUCAGCAACAGCGACGGCAUCGGCCUCUUCCCUCGACACGCUCUUCUGCGGUACAUGAACGCGUCUGGCCACAACCAGCUGCCCGCAACUGUAGCUGACCUGGCGAAGCAGCCCAGGGUGCAGCGACCUUCUAUCUCGGCCUUUUACAUCCGUCUCGACAUGUACAAGCCCAGUACUGGCGUCUUCGACAAGCCCGACCCUGAAACGCCAAACUUCUCCAAAAUCGAUCGGCUGGAGGGCUUCAGCCCCGCCUGGACUAUGGAUAUGUCGGCAAAUAGCCGAUCUGAGAUUGGCAGCACAUCUGGACAGUCAGUCGUCGUCUGCAGCCAAAAGACGGGGUCAUCACGGUUCCUGACGGUGUCUAUGGAAGAGAAGAGGGGAGUGGAUGGAUGA
Molecule: messenger RNA, 1305 nt
Organism: Grosmannia clavigera kw1407
Lineage: Eukaryota; Fungi; Ascomycota; Sordariomycetes; Ophiostomatales; Ophiostomataceae
Product: het domain containing protein
Exons: 3
Coding region: 1-1305 (434 amino acids)
Source: RefSeq, a predicted model, not a curated record